CACAAAUCCACGUAAACUAAUGAUUUAAUAAGAAUGAUACCAAAAUUAAAAAUUUCUUCUUUUUUACUAAAGCGGCUAGAAAAAGUAAAGCAACAAUGUAGUGGAUGUCUUUUUGGGGUAUUCUAUGGAGAUGGAAUAUUACUUCUUUUAGGAUUCAAUUUGGAAAGUACAAUUGGUCAAUUAAAUUACAAAAACAUUCAGUACAGAUUUCCUGCCGAAAUAGAUCUUUGUGGAUUAGUAAAAUUUGGUGAUUGUACCGAUAAUGAGUGCCACUUAAAAGAAAUAAUGCAAGAUGUUGAUAUAACAGACAACCCCAUAUUAUUGAAUUGUAAGAUAGAAACACUUGUAGAACUGAAAGCUUCAAUAUUUAUGCAUGGGAAAUUGCUUGAUAUUCCUUAUGAAGUUAUGACUGAAGAAGAAUUGUAUAGCAAUUUUUGUUUCACGAGACUAAAAUUUAACAUCAAAUUGUAUACUCUUGAAAAAGAAGAAUCAAUAAAGAAGGAUAUCCAAGAUUUAAGAAAAAAUGUAGCUUCAGGACGAUUAGCUUUUCAUGUGAAAAAUUCAAAUAUAUUUUUAACAGCUGGAGAAAAUGGUAGAUCAGCCAACCAAACGGCACCUUCAGAAACAAAAAUUGCUGAUGUUUUAAAUUUUAUUAAUUCACAAAAAGAAACUGUCAAAUUAGAAGAAAGUGUAAAAAAAACGACCAGAAAGAAAAAUGUUCAGGAUAAAGAAAACAGAAAUGAAUACGAAAUAAUAAAUAUUGAGGUACUUAAAAAUAGGACAAGAGAGCCGAAUUCGGAGAAAGUAACGGAUGCACUUCCUUCUAUGGCAAUGCGAAUUUACAGAGAAGAAAAAAAACUUGUCAUACCUCUUGAAGUUGAUGCAAUGGCAAUUUUGUUUAUGGAAACUAAGCUCUUAGGCUUGUAUGAUAUUCUAAUUGAAAGUAUUUGUCGGUCUUUACGUCUUGUAGAAAAUUCUAUAGUAGAACGUUUAAUUGAUAUUAAGGAAAAUAAAGAAAAGAUUGAAGGUAGUUCGGAAAUUGAAGAAAUUGAAGAAACCAACGAAACUAAAAUUAGUAAACCCGAAAUAUACCAUUUUUCUCCAAACAAUUUUGGUCAUUUCAUAACCGCAGUCUACCUCAAAGAUUUAGGUGAUAAUUUACCUUUAAUGCAACAAAAAAGAAAAAAGUUUCAUCAUUUACUUGGUUUGCCUCAAACAAGACCAUAUUUUAGAAGAGGAAAUCGAUAUGUAUUUAAAGAUGAUUUACCGUCAAGUCCAUUAAUAGAUACACAUUUAGGUUUAAAACCGUCUGGUGUUAAAAAUGGUCGACAGUAUAUAGUGCAGUUACAUUAUAGUUAUUAUCAUUACAUGCAACAAAAUUUUGAUGAUAACGGUUGGGGUUGUGCAUAUCGUUCUCUACAAACAUUAUGUUCAUGGUUUAGAUGGCAUGGUUACUCAAAUGAGGAAAUCCCAAGUCACGAAAAAGUACAGCAAUAUUUAUAUAGUAUUGGUGAUAAACCAAAAUCUUUUGUCGGUUCAAAACAAUGGAUUGGCUCCACGGAGGUUUCAAUGUGCCUGCAAGGUUUUUUGGGUGUAGAUUCAAAAAUUUUACAUUGUAGCUCUGGGGGAGAUUUGGCUCACAAGGGGUUCGAUUUGGCUAUGCAUUUUGAAUCUCAAGGAACACCAAUUAUGAUUGGGGGUGGUGUUCUUGCGCAUACUAUAAUUGGCAUAGAUUUUAAUGAGGAAAGUAAAGAAAUAAAAUUUUUAAUACUUGAUCCACAUUAUACUGGUGAAGAUGAUAUAAAAAUUAUUCAAAAUAAAGGUUGGUGCGGUUGGAAGGGCGCGGAUUUUUGGGAUAAAAAAUCGUAUUACAAUUUAUGUAUGCCACAAAGACCAAUUGUUUAUUAAUUUUUUACAUAAAUCGUUUUAGUUUUUUUAUAUUUGGUGUUUUUGCAUGCCUAUUGUUUUUUAAAUUAUUUUUAAUUGUUUUAGAAGGUAUGAAAUUAUGUACAUUGUAUCAAUAAAAGUUUAAAGAUUUAAGCUUUUGUAAAAUGUUUCUUUUUUAUAUUA
Condylostylus longicornis is the source of this 2070-nucleotide messenger RNA. It is a transcript of the gene Ufsp2, whose product is annotated as probable Ufm1-specific protease 2. Bases 34 to 1908 code for a protein of 624 amino acids. NCBI's taxonomy places the organism in Eukaryota, Metazoa, Arthropoda, Insecta, Diptera, Dolichopodidae. The record is from RefSeq and is a predicted model, not a curated record. The transcript has 3 exons.